AAUACUUUUGGAGUUAUGGCGGCGGUGGAUAUCCGAGAUAAUCUGCUGGGAAUUUCUUGGGUUGACAGUUCAUGGAUCCCCGCUUUGAACAGUGGAAAUGUCCUGGAUUACUUUUCAGAAAGAAGUAAUCCCUUUUAUGACAGAACAUGUAAUAAUGAAGUGGAAAUGCAGAGACUAACAUUAGAACACUUAAAUCAGAUGGUUGGAGUAGAAUACAUCCUUUUACAUGCUCAAGAGCCCAUUCUUUUUAUUAUUCGGAAGCAACAGCGGCAGUCUCCUACCCAAGUUAUCCCACUGGCUGAUUACUAUAUCAUUGCUGGAGUGAUCUAUCAGGCACCAGACUUAGGAUUUAUAAACUCUAGAGUGCUUACUGCAGUGCAUGGCAUUCAGUCAGCUUUCGAUGAAGCUAUGUCAUACUGUCGAUAUCAUCCUUCCAAAGGGUAUUGGUGGCACUUCAAAGAUCAUGAGGAGCAAGAUAAAGUCAAACCUAAAACCAAAAGGAAAGAAGAACCAAGAUCUAUUUUCCAGAGGCAACGUUGUGGAUGCCUUACUCCUAGACCUGAGACAAAAGUUUCACCCAAAUUUGUGCAGCAAAAGUCUGGAGAAAAGCCUGUCCCAGUGGAUCAGACAAAGAAAGAGGCAGAACCUACACCAGAAAGUAAAUCUGAGGAGAAGGAGACCGCGAAGAACAUCCAACAGACUGUGAGCACCAAAGGCCCCCCUGAAAAACGAAUGAGACUUCAGUGAGUAUUGGACAAGAGAGAAGCUUCCAAGACUUCUUGUCCAUUAUUAUACCUCAUUACUGUGAAAGGCUCUUGACUUAAAAGUUCUUUGUCACAACCCUUUCAUUUGUAUAGAAUGUGCUUGUUCUUUAAAAAAGGAUAUAAGGACCCUUGAGCUUUUAAGAUGGGUAUUUGUGUCUUUUGUAACCUUUCCCCUACAGGACACUCGAUCGUCCCCCUCACUCACAUGUGUACAGACUGCUUUUUUGUGUUUAAAACCAAAUAAAGGUAUUUGUCUAGAUUACUUAA
This is a messenger RNA of Phyllostomus discolor (pale spear-nosed bat), 1031 nucleotides long. RefSeq names its product mediator complex subunit 6 (gene MED6). The record is from RefSeq and is a predicted model, not a curated record. Lineage: Eukaryota; Metazoa; Chordata; Mammalia; Chiroptera; Phyllostomidae. Gene Ontology annotation, cellular component: core mediator complex; mediator complex. Gene Ontology annotation, biological process: regulation of transcription by RNA polymerase II. Gene Ontology annotation, molecular function: transcription coactivator activity.